AUGGGACUUGCAGUCCUCGAAGACUCUUUGUGUCGUCCCAGUCAUAUCGCUCCAGUCUCAACCCACUGUCCCUCUUCGCCUUUUUUUUUCCCUACCCUUUUUCCCUUCCCCCUGCCGCCCCUCCUUCCCCCUUUCGCCACGCACCUUCCCUCUCCACCAUGCCCCGUCCCCGUUCUGCCACUCCCCCUUUUCCCGUCCGCCGCUCCGCUUCCCCCUCCGCCAGUGCGCCAGCUGGGGCUGCCCACGGACCUGGCGGCGGUGGCGCUACUGGCGCAGGCGGCGGACGACUACGUGCGGGGCGAUAAGAGCACAUCCGAUAAGAGCCGCGCCAACCUGCUCGCGCUCGUCGCGCAGACGGGGGGUGGGCGGGUGAUGGGGAAGGGGGAGGCGGGGGUGGAGGCGGAGGCGGGGGAAGAGGGGGGGGCGGGGGAGGAGGCGGGAUUAAGGCGGGGCUCAGAGGAGUUGGGGGAGGAGCUAGUUGCGGAGCUGGACGCGUGCAUGCUGUCUUACUUUGGCUUCCACUGGCCGCACUCCGCGCUCAUGAUCGAACAGGUAUUCCGGGAACCAAGCAGCAAGCUGCACUUGAGGGACGUCGUUUAUGCCGUCAUUCAGCAGAGGCGGUUCAACGAGGCCAUAACGUGUCUGCGCCCGCAGCACCGCUUCUCCCAGCUGCUUUUGAGGCGCCUCAAAAGUCGCCCGCAGCAGCGCUUCUCCCAGCUGCUUUUGAGGCGCCUCAAAAGUCGCCCGCAGCAGCGCUUCUCCCAGCUGCUGCAUAAGAUGCAGAUCCUCGGCUGCUGCACAAGAUGCAGAUCCUCGGCUGCUGCACAAGAUGCAGAUCCUCGGCUGCUGCACAAGAUGCAGAUCCUCGGCUGCUGCACAAGAUGCAGAUCCUCGGCUGCUGCACAAGAUGCAGAUCCUCGGCUGCUGCACAAGAUGCAGAUCCUCGGCUGCUGCACAAGAUGCAGAUCCUCGGCUGCUGCACAAGAUGCAGAUCCUCGGCUGCUGCACAAGAUGCAGAUCCUCGGAUGCUACCCCCGCCUUGAAAGAGCGGGGGAAGCUGGGGGUGCGGGCGGGGUGGGGGGAGCAGGGGGAGCAGCGGGAGUGGAGGGGGCGGGAGGAGCAGUGGAAGCGGGAGGAGCGGGGAAAGUUGGGAAAGCAGGAGAGAGAAAAGGGGGACCGGGGCAAGGGGAAGCGAGACAAGGGGGAGUGGGUGAGGAGGGCAGAAGAUCAGAAGGCAAAGAACUAGUGGGUACUGGCUCUGAGAGGGGUAUCGGCCAUGAGGGUGGCACCUACUCCCCCCCUCACUCUAUCUUCCAGUUCCCCACUUCCUCCCCUUCUAACUCCCCCUAUCACUCUCCCUCUCACUCUCCGUCUCGUUCUCGCUCGCCCUCCCGUCCGCGUGCUGCAAGUGUGGAGGUCUCAAGGGAGGGGGAGGUGAUGGUGCCGGCAGCAACGGCGGUGCGCUCGCCCGUGCUGCUGCUGAUUGGGGGAGGCGGGGGCGCCUGCAAGUCAACGGUUGUGAAGGAAAUCAUGAAGCGCAUGGCGCCUUUUGCAGUGGUGGUUGAUUCCGACGCCUUCAAGGAGAAGGACGCAAUCUUCCGAGCUCUCUCUACUGACCGGCUGAACGACGCUGCCCGCAUCUCACAGCUGGUCCACGAGGAGUCGACCCGGGCGGCGCAAUCAACGCUGGUAACCGCGCUGAACGAGGGGCGCGAUGUGAUCUUUGAUGGGACCAUGUCGUGGGCGCCGUUUGUGCAGCAGACGAUUGCAAUGGCUAGACGGGAGGAGGUGGAGGAGGAGGAAGAGGAGGAGGAGGAGGAGGAGGAGGAGGAGGAGGAGGAGGAGGAGGAGGAGGAGGAAGAGGAGGAGGAGGAGGUGGUGGUGGUGGUGGUGGAGGAUGAGAGGACACGGCAGGGAGGGGGGAUGUGCUGGGAGAGGCGGGGGCAGAGGAGGGGCAGUGAGCAGCGGCUGCCGUAUCGCAUCGAGCUGGUGGGCGUGAUGUGCGAUGUGCACCUGGCUGUUGUGCGCGGCAUGCGGCGAGCCAUUUUGACCAAUAGGGGAGUGCCGGUGCACGAGCAGCUGCGGUCGCACAAGCUGUUUGCCAGCAGUGUGGAGGCGUACUGUGACCUCGUGGACGUGGCAACACUUUAUCCAACUAAUCACAUGGGGGGCCCGCCUCAGGUUAGUGGGAGUUGA
Molecule: messenger RNA, 2196 nt
Organism: Closterium sp. NIES-65
Lineage: Eukaryota; Viridiplantae; Streptophyta; Zygnematophyceae; Desmidiales; Closteriaceae
Source: the annotation of a GenBank genome assembly